AAAAUGAAUCAAAGACUUGGUGGUUAUGGGAGCAGACAGCUUGUAUUGUCAGAUCCUGGAUCAGUGCAUCGGUUGUUUGAUGUGGAGCUGCUGUUUCGAGCUCCAGCCCACACUUCUUCAGUCUGAGAUGACUAUAUUAGAAGUAUUUCCUUACUAUGACAUCACAGAGAUCUGGGAGAAGAAAAAACUGAGAUAAACUGUCAUACACUGAGCUCGGUGUUAGAAACUUUGGCCGUGUUUAACAGGAGGAGGGGAUGUGACAAGAAUGAGGAGACCGCGGCUGUUUGAACACUGAUCCCGCUGCCGUGUUUGAUCACACUCAACACAGCUGAUAGUGUUUGGUCUGCCCCUCAGCUCUCUGUUUAUUUAGUAUUUACUGUAUGAAUCAGAGCUGAUGGUGGUGAUGAUGGAGAGAAGAGAGCGGACGGGUUAGAGGAGGAGGGGCUGAUCCAUUCACUUUUCUCUCUAAUUAAAGCCUCAGAUAACUGGAGGCAGAGCGAGGAGCUGAAAGCUUCAGGAUCUCCUCCGGAUGAGAAGAGACAUGGAUCAGUCAACAUUGAGCCGAGACCGAGGAUGGAUAGAUGGCUAGAUAGAUAGCACCUGAAGAGGAAGGAGCUGAGAUGAUGCCAGACAAGCCUGAACUAAUCCUCUUCUGCCACAAAUAGCCUCAGCAGUUCAUCAUGGGGUUGAGUCAAACCUCAAGCAUCACCCCAGACAUCAGCUUGCUGGCGGCAGUUGUGGCGAGCAACCAUCUCAACACGUCAGGCACCUCGCACACCUCGACACUCCCUCUGCCUUCAUGCAGUAUCGAUGAAUCCUACAAAUAUGUCUUCCUACCCGUCUGCUACUCGCUGACCUUCCUUUUCAGCCUUACCCUCAACUCAGUGGUGCUCCUGCGCUCCUGCUGCCAUCAUGGACGUCGUUGGAACACUUCACUGAUCUAUAUGGUGAACUUGGCCACCACUGACCUGAUGUACGGCCUGUCUCUGCCCUUCCUGGUGGCAAGCUAUGUGCUGAGGGACUGCUGGGUGUUUGGGGACUUCAUGUGCCGCCUCGUACGCUUCCUGUUCUACUUCAAUCUCUACUGCUCCAUCUUCUUCCUUACCUGCAUCUCUGUGCACAGGUAUCUGGGGAUCUGUCAUCCAAUGAGGACCAUCACACUGGAAAGUAAGCGGGUGGUGAAGGGGAUCUGCGCAUUAGUUUGGGUGGUGGUCUUCAUUCUCACCUGCCCCAUCUUCAGGUUCGCCCAGACCGGAUACGUUAGGCGCAGAGCUGGUGAGGCUGUUGAGCCUGGAGAAGGGAGCGAUUAUGGGAACAGAACUGGAGACCAGGUCGGCGAGGAGUACAUAAACUGCUGGGAUGAUGCCAUAGAUAAGGAGUUUGCAGACUACGUCCCAUAUGGCAUUGUUCUCCACCUUCUAGGUUUCUUUGUGCCCUUUGUCAUCAUUGCCUGGUGCUACUCCCACGUGGUCCGGACAAUAUUUCAGACCCUGCGCUCUCCUCCCAGUUCAAUAGAGGGUGGCGAGGAUGGACCAGUGGGUGACGGGUCUGUGGAAGGAGUUCGAGGGCGCGAGAGAACCUCCGUCUCUAUUUCUGGCUCACAGUACUCACACUACAUCCGCCGGCGGCGGAAAUCCAUUAAAACCAUUGUCACUAUCACACUGCUGUUUGCACUCUGCUUCCUACCCUUCCAUGUGACUCGCACGCUCUUCCUGCUCCUGCGGCGGGGACAGCUUGGCGGCUGCAAUGCCAUGAAGACCGUCUCCAUCUGCUACAAGGUCACCAGACCUUUGGCCUCCUGCAACGCAUGGCUCAAUGCUCUGCUCUACUUCCUCACGGGCGAUAAAGGUGGCCCCAGCUGCUGGCCAGCCGAACGCACCAUCCAUCGAGACCGCCGGAACGGCUCCCUCUGGUGGCCGCUGAAGAUCCUCAAAAGAGAUGGAGUGGGAGAAGACGAUCACGAGGUGGCCGAGAGGGUUGAAAGGGAGGUGCACAUAGAGAACGAGUCCAAGUCCUCCAGAGUUAUCUUCUAGGAUGCCAUAGAUCCUCAGUGGGUUACAGGCCAUGUGGGAUUGCUGUUUUUGAUUUGAGGAUGUCUACAGACUCCUCAAUGCACCACACAUGGCAUCGGUAAUUUCUUAAGAAGAAGCAUUUCCAACUUGUUAAAGCAUACGAAAAAACUGCAGCGAUACCUGGCCAGACGUUGUUACCAGUCAGUCUGAACACUGGAAUUGUUUGUAAAAAUGAAAACAGUGACAAACUGAUGGAGGAGAUGGUGUCUAUUUCAAAUAUUCUGUAACUGAAUUGUAAACAAAGCUGUCAAAUUGUUAAGUCCCAACAACAGAAACUCUGAUAUAUUUAUUCUUAAUUUAGUGAUUUGAGCUCCUGAUGAUUUCAUGACCAGCAGCAAAGUGAGCUUGGUUCCUCCCCACUGUUGCCAAGUGGUGCUUAUAUGGGAUGAUCUGAUUGUUGAGGUCCUUUCUUUAAAAUAGUAGGCUAUUUACCUUAAGUGCAUUAAGAGGAGCUUUUCCAUGUUGAUUUGCCCGUUGAUACUCUCAGUAUGGAUGAUUCUGAAAUGAUUAGCUACCUGCAUUAAUCUGUUUUUAUUUAUUGUAUUUAUUUCUUUGACUCGCAGGCAGCCGCUCUCGAGCCCUGUAGUGGCUUUCACAAAGCAGAAACAUUUCACUUCACACAGGAGGGAGGGACAAUUUUUUGCUUUUAACGAAUAAAUCAAGAAUUUCAACAAUUCACAGCUGUAUCGUCAAAGCUUGAAGGGAGGGCGGCUCGCGCCUUUCUCCUUCCGCCUUCCUUCGACAGUCCAAACACAUGUAUGCCUGGCUGUCUCAUUGUGCUACACCUGCCCAGGUGCAUGUCACCUUUGACAGCUGGGAUAGGGUUGUGACCACAGCGGCGCUGCUUUGGAUAAGUAGAAAAAAACAGAUGGAUGGGUUUGCAAUGUUGAAAAUACAUAUGAAUCCUUUUUUAUGUACUUUAAUCUCUCAGAAAAAAGGCAGAGAAGAAAAAUAUUUGUACAUGAAUCCAGUGAAGGCCAAAUUUGAUUAAAGCUGCAUGUUAAAUAUCUGUGAAAUAUGUUGAAAUUUAAACAAUAAGCAUACAGAUCACAAGGACACGGAGUCCUGACCAAUCAGUAGAAACUGCUGUGUCCGUUUUAGUCAGUUUAGAAACACACUGUGUUUUCAGCACUGAGUUAUUAACAUUUUAAAGUGACCAUUAUGAUUUUAUGCUGUGAGGACUUUUGCACCUGCUGACUGCAGCCGUGCCGGCCCGGCUGUUUGGAUGGAUCUCCUUCAGAGGCACGCGCUGCAGCUUCCUGUCAUGUUGUUGUCCAGCCUGGGUCACUCUGUGAUAUCACACCUCAUUUCUUUGAUGUGUUUGUGGGACUUUGUCUGGAUUAAAGUGGGUUGUUGAACUCA
Messenger RNA from Maylandia zebra (zebra mbuna), 3434 nucleotides. The record is from RefSeq and is a predicted model, not a curated record. Lineage: Eukaryota; Metazoa; Chordata; Actinopteri; Cichliformes; Cichlidae.